This is a messenger RNA of Haliotis rufescens (red abalone), 3429 nucleotides long. Its product is annotated as putative amine oxidase [copper-containing]. Gene Ontology annotation, cellular component: plasma membrane. The transcript is spliced from 5 exons. The record is from RefSeq and is a predicted model, not a curated record. Gene Ontology annotation, biological process: amine metabolic process. Gene Ontology annotation, molecular function: copper ion binding; quinone binding; primary methylamine oxidase activity. Lineage: Eukaryota; Metazoa; Mollusca; Gastropoda; Lepetellida; Haliotidae. Bases 241 to 2640 code for a protein of 799 amino acids.
GCACAUAACCUACAUAGAAGGCUGGUGUCAUUCCCACGACUGCAUCGUGGUCGUGACAAGGGACAUCAUUGUUCAGAACAAGUCUGCUGAGGAGGCUUAGCUGCACUUCUGAUGCCACUGGUGGAUGGUUGUAGUCUGAUGCUGAUCUGAUGAAAUCUCCAACCACUGGUGCACCGACAUUUGCACCUGAAUGCACACACUUCCAGUGUGUUGCAGCCUGACGCCUCACGUUGAAGCAUUAUGACUGAAUUUCACCAGAAUUGGAGUGCUGGGAGAUGGCGAUGUAUCGCAAUAGCCUUGUCCCUUAUAGCCCUGGCUUUAGUAGCCGCUCUCAUUGCUGUCUGCGUGAUGAAGGACAAGAGGUUUGAAAGUCAGGUGGUUGGUGAUUGUGGAGAAAGUUUUGGGGAGCCCGAUAUUGACACAUCAGAGGCAGAUGAACCUGGGUUGUACGAUGACCUUACAGUGAAGGAACUCAAAGCAAUCCAGGACUAUCUAUACAGCCUGAAAAUGCAGUUAAAUCUCGAGAAGCAAGCUGAAGCCACAGUCAACGCUAGCUACAUAUAUGUGUCAGAUCUUCAUCCACCCUUGAAAUCAGAAGCUCUGUCUUACUUAAGUGGUUCUGGUCCUAAACCAGAAAGAAAAGCUCGAAUUGUGAUCUUCAGAGGUGACGCUGUCCCUCCUGUGUCAGAAGAAUAUAUUGUUGGUCCUCUCCCAAAUCCCAACAGUUGCAAAUUGUUAAGCGUUCCAGGACGUAAAAAUCCCGUUCCAUAUGCCUACAGGCCGAUAGGAUAUGUCGAAUUUGGGACAUACUACAUGAAACUGUUCCCAGAGGUAGACAAAAAGAUUGGUUUUAUUUUGAAGGAGAGUUAUGGUGCUACAUUUACAGACUGUGGAGACAGAUGCCUAAAUUUCUACCCAGCGCCUGUAGGGACUGGAGUAAGUAAAGUUAAGGUGAGGAAGAUGUGGUUCACAACAAGUCAUUUUGUUGAGUAUUAUGACCUGAAUCCUGUUGAUUUCCUGAUGCUUGCAAAUGUGGAUUCUCAAGACCCUGCACAAUUCUUCAUUGAGAAGCUGGUAUAUGCUGGCCAGGAGUACACGAGUCUUGAUGAUCUCGCCACUCAGUACAGAGCUGGAUCAAUCCCCAAGUCAAGGAUACCAUUCCCCGAAAACAUAGAAGAAUUGAAGUCGUCAUUGCACAGAAGAGGUGAUCCUGUCCCGAAGAAGCCACAGAGAGCUCCCCGAAUGUAUGAACCUGACGGUAAGCGAUACAGUGUACACCACCGUCAUGUGGAAUACAUGCAGUGGGCCUUCGACUUCAGAAUGUCCACUUUAAGCGGUCCACAAAUUUACGACAUCCGAUUCAACAACGAAAGAAUUGCAUAUGAAGUCGGCCUGCAGGAGAUAGCUGUCUUUUAUGCGUCCAACAACUCUGCUACACGAAGUGCAGAUUUCAUCGACAGUGGUGCUCUUAUUGGCACCCACUCUCAAUCUCUGGUUCCAGGUGCGGACUGUCCAGAGACAAGUACAUUCUUUAACUACUCCUAUUUGGGCGAAUCUUCUGAGGAGCCAGUUCUUCUCCAGAGAGCCUUCUGUUUGUUUGAACUGAACCAAGGACUUCCUCUUCGUCGACAUCUGUCAUACAGUAAGGUUGAGGGUGGCUUCUAUUCCGGAAUGGAGGACAAUGUCAUAGUUCUCAGAAGCAUCAUGACCAUUGUAAACUAUGAUUAUGUGAUUGACUUUAUAUUCCACCAAAGUGGAGCUAUGGAAGUUCGAGUUCUAUCAACAGGGUACAUAUUCGGCUCCUUCUAUACCCCUAAAGAGGAUCCGUAUGGCUUCCAACUGAAGGAAAAUACCAUUGGUAGUAUUCAUCAUCAUCUCUUCCUCUUCAAAGCUGACGUUGACAUUCAUGGACCGAACAACAGAUACGAGACCCUUGACAUAUCACGUGACGUUUCCCCCAAUUCGCAGACGACAAACGACCCCAACUCAAAGUACUUUCAGAUCAAGUAUGAGCGUUCUCUCAAGACGACUGAAAUGGAUGCAGCCUUUAAGUUCAACUUUGAGAAGCCAAAAUACCAUGUGUUCCACAACAACGACAAGCCAACCAAAUUUGGGGCAAUGAAGUCUUACAGAAUCCACCUCGACGGAAUGACGAAAGUGCUUAUCCCUGAGGAUGAAGGUAAUGAACCAGUUAUUACAUGGGCGAGGAACCAGAUGACGGUCACCAAGUUCAAGGACGACGAAAGAGAUGCCAGCUCCGUCUAUGGCUUGUUCGAUUCCAUGGAACCCACAGUUAACUUCACAUCGUUUUAUACUGACAACGACGACAUUGUUGAUAAGGACCUGGUGGCAUGGAUCAGUAUGGGUGUCCAUCACAUCCCCCACACCGAGGACAUGCCCAUCACCCCCACCCCCGGGGCACAUCUCAGCUUCGCCCUGCUUCCCUACAACUAUUUCGAGGAAUGCCCGUCCUCCCAGUCACGUGACUCCAUCAGGGUAGAAUACAAGGACAGCCACCACCCCGAGAAGGGAGCCCGGGUGGUUAGAUACGGUAACGCGGAGAAGCCACGCUGUAUCCCCAACGCUCCAGACUACGACGAAAUGGUGGAGCGAAACCCGUCAUGCGCAUUAGAGGUGUAGAAUCCCAAAGCAAAAUGGAGAUUUGCACUUCAAAAACAACAAUACUGAUCCAUCCAUUUGAAUAUUUUUAGGGUUUUAUUCAGCAGACUUUAUUCAUAAUUAAUCAAUUUGCUGGGGCGAUGACAACUUGAUGCCUGGAUGUAAUUCAACUGCAUAUUAUCCCACUAAAAUUAUUCAUUGAAAUUGCCAACUGACUUAUUAUAACAGAAGAAAUAUGACGCUAAGGCGUCACUUGCUUUAAGCAACAUCUCAUAUUGACUCUAUCCAUCCAGUUGGAAGGUAAGAUUGCUUAUCUUAUUAUCCAAACUCCAAUGAAACAGCAAUGAGUGUGUGGGCAAGUGACCACGGCGUGUCAGUUUCAUGUUGGAGGAAGGCCAGAGCUACGUAGCUCCAAGAGAUCAUUUUCAUGAAAUCCACGAGCAUAGGUAUGCUGCCUACAAACCAAGAAUCAUAUUAAGAUCGUAUCUAGAAUUCGAACUAAGAAAAGCUGAUCCUGGCACGUCUAACACCAUCUGGUUAACAGAAAGUGAACACGUUCAGGCCUUGUUUCCUUUGAAAUGACCACUGUGAUUUGGCUGAAAUACUGUUGAAUAUUGUCUUGGUGUGAUACUUGUUGAUAUAUAUCGUUGAUACUUCUCUUCUUCUAUAUACAAAUAGUACUCUUUGUUGAUUACAUUUUAUGUGUAUCUGCUUAAUCUCCAUCAACAAUGUUGUCAAUAUGUUUUAACAAACUAAUCUAAUUCCUUGUAAGAGAGUUGUGUAUUAUUCAGAAAUAUAUUUUUAACGUAU